AUGGCAGGCCUCAGGCAGCAGCUGCCCGACGCUGAGUCAUCCGGCGAUCGGCGUCUCAGCCACGAAGGAGUGGCAACUGUUGCCACCACCGGUCAGACCAUCAAUCAACGCGAGAGACGUCGAUAUUGCGACUCAAUUCUCGUCGAUGCCUCGGCCAAUGACUGUCGCCGGAAACAAGAUAACCUCGGGGCCCUGACGCCGGUUCGCGCGGAUUCACGGAAAUGGUCCCAGUCUGGACGGAAAGAGGGCCGCUAUCUGGCACUGCGAUCAGUCCACCGAUGUCGUUGA
Messenger RNA from Aspergillus melleus, 288 nucleotides. RefSeq lists its product as uncharacterized. The coding region runs from base 1 to 288 and encodes 95 amino acids. The transcript has a single exon. Lineage: Eukaryota; Fungi; Ascomycota; Eurotiomycetes; Eurotiales; Aspergillaceae. The record is from RefSeq and is a predicted model, not a curated record.